Messenger RNA from Mastomys coucha (southern multimammate mouse), 683 nucleotides. Its product is annotated as fatty acid-binding protein, adipocyte. Bases 102 to 500 code for a protein of 132 amino acids. NCBI's taxonomy places the organism in Eukaryota, Metazoa, Chordata, Mammalia, Rodentia, Muridae. The transcript is spliced from 4 exons. Gene Ontology annotation, biological process: fatty acid transport. Gene Ontology annotation, molecular function: fatty acid binding. The record is from RefSeq and is a predicted model, not a curated record. Gene Ontology annotation, cellular component: cytosol; nucleus.
UUUAAAAGUGAGCUAACUGGACUCCGGAGGCUCAUAGCACCUUCCCCCGUGCUGCAGCCUUUCUCACCUGGUAGAGAGAGAUCUCCUCGAAGGUUUACAAAAUGUGUGAUGCCUUUGUAGGAACCUGGAAGCUCGUCUCCAGUGAAAACUUCGACGAUUACAUGAAAGAAGUGGGAGUGGGCUUUGCCACCAGGAAAGUGGCUGGUAUGGCCAAACCCAACAUGAUCAUCAGUGUAAAUGGGGAUUUGGUCACCAUCCGGUCAGAGAGUACGUUUAAGAACACCGAGAUUUCCUUCAAGCUGGGCGUGGAAUUCGACGAAAUCACUGCAGAUGACAGGAAGGUGAAGAGCAUCAUAACGCUAGAUGGCGGGGCCCUGGUACAGGUCCAGAAGUGGGAUGGAAAGUCGACCACCAUAAAGAGAAAACGAGAUGGUGACAAGCUGGUGGUGGAAUGUGUCAUGAAAGGUGUGACUUCUACAAGAGUUUAUGAAAGGGCAUGAGCCAAGGGAAGAGGCCCUGGACUGAAAUUUGCAUCAAACUAUACAAUAGUCGGUUGGAUUUAUUGUUUUUUUUUAAAAAAAGUUAUGAUAUUCCACUAAUUAGCAAGCAGUUAAUUUUUUCUGAAGCUGGAUUUUAUUGGAUAUGGUUAUGUUGGUUAAAUAAAAACUUUUUAGAUUUAGAAA